AUGACGCACGGUAGUAAUAAUGAUUCUACCAAGAUUUCCUCGUGGUUGCAAAAGAAAGCGGAAUGGCGCUUUGCCUGGGAUCGUCGUUUCGUGGUACUUGAGGGGCUGCGGCUGUCGUAUCGAAUAGAAGAAAAUGGGCCCGUGAAGAAAUGUGGCAUUAUCGCAUCACUUCUUCGUCAGGUUGAUUCUAACAACUCACAUGCAUUUCGUGUAUGGCUGAAGGAUGGUGAAUGUUGGACUCUGCGGGCUGAGAGCAGUGAAGUACACCAAAUGUGGGUUGACGAAAUUACUCAUGUGCUUGAGAGGGAGGCGUUGUUUGACGCAAAAAAUACACGUAAAGGUAUGGUACUAAAACAAGGACUGUGGACGGGCAAGUGGAGGCAGCGAUUCGUGGAACUUGAGGGGUGCCGAAUUGCGUAUCGUGAAAAGAAAGAGGGUCCGGUACGGCACCGCUAUGAAAUCGUUUCAGCAGACGUUCGAAGAGGUGAGGAGAGCAAAGGGGACGAACUGUUAGUAACAACAGAAGGGGGUAAUUCGUUCUGGCUCAAGUUUACAACGCCCGAGCAGUGUGAAGAUUGGAUGUGUACUAUGUUGCGUGGGGUGAGGCGUUCCUUGCCGUGGCAUUGGUUGCCGGUGAUACCUCUACGGCAUCCUCUCCAUUGUGAAAUUGGGCUACAAUUUCAUGCCGCUUCCAGCACUACAAGAGGUGGUUCGACUGUGUACUGCUACGGCGGAUCCCCCACCUCGGCACUCUUUCGUUAUCUUCCCUCUAAUGAUUUAUUUGUACCAUUAGUUCAACGAGGAACAGUUGUGCGUAAUCUCGUGUCUAUCCGACUAUCUGCACAGCAUCCUAUUAGUUUUGUUGACGCCUUGCCGUACGAGGAAAGCGCGCAUGCUAAACUCCGUCCACCUCCCUUGCUUGGUGCUGCCAUGUGCACCCUCAGGGGUGUCCGUUCCUCUCCACAAGCUGCAGCAUCAUAUACCGAUGAUUUUAAUACAAGCGCCGGUUCUUCUGCCGUUGUGAAUGGGAACUCGUGCACAAAUUUGGUCGAUUGCCUUGUUUUGGUAGGUGGUCGUGGAGAUUCAGGUAUAAUACGUGAUGCCACAACAGAGGUGUGGUGGUGCGUUUUCAGUGAAACACGUGGACAGUGGACUCGCUGUGCUGUGGAGAAGUCUGUGCUCCCUAAUCGCACGUUCCACACACUAAGUGCCAUUAGCCCAAAGGAGGCGAUUCUUGUUGGUGGUGUCGAUGAGAACAAUCAGCCAUGCUCCGAGUGCUUUUCACUGUCUUGGUCCAAUGAGAUCGACGAUGCGGAUAUUUGCUUCUCUUUCCCACCCACAAUAACAGCUGUGACCCCUCUUCCAUAUCCCCUCGCUCUCCACGCAGCGGUGGUAAUGAAGGAUGGUUCGCUGCUUGUUGUGGGAGGCGGAGAUACGAGUCGAGGAUCACAACCAACCUCUAGUCAUUUUUUUCGUUUGGCUGACGUUGGUGGAUCGUGGGAACGAGUAACAUUAGAACCCCCGCUACCAUCCAUGUACAAUAUCACCGCCGCGGCGGCUGUUAUCGAAGAUAAAGAAUAUGUGCUUGUUUUGGGGGAGCCCCGAAAUGCGCGGCGAGUGCCCACGUUGUACAGGGUAAUAUUUAAAGACUACACAAAAGGAACUGUGGACGAGAUACCAUUUGUUAAUGAGUUUAAGCCCCAGUGUAGCUAUGGAGCGUCAAUGCAUAUAUCGGAUGGCUAUUUGUAUAUUAUUGGUGGAAGGGUGUGUGGUCCUGUGGAAAACGACUACGAAUCGGGGCUGCCGAUGAACGAACCGAUUAGGGCAGUGAUUGGCGUUAGGGAGGAUCCUGCUAAUUAUGACGAAAGAGCAGAAUAG
Messenger RNA from Trypanosoma brucei brucei TREU927, 1878 nucleotides. RefSeq lists its product as hypothetical. The transcript has a single exon. NCBI's taxonomy places the organism in Eukaryota, Euglenozoa, Kinetoplastea, Trypanosomatida, Trypanosomatidae. The record is from RefSeq and is a predicted model, not a curated record. Bases 1 to 1878 code for a protein of 625 amino acids. Gene Ontology annotation, molecular function: protein binding.